AUGACGGCGAGCCUGGCGAGCGCGUCGCAAGAAGAGCCACUAAUGGCUGCAAUGCCCGAACGAGUCGAAACGGAACCCGCGCCUCGGAUUAGCGACGCAAAUACCCCGCCUGCCGAUCACGCAGCCGCUAUCUCGCACCCUGUUUCGCCUCUUCCCCAGUAUAAUGUUCCGCUUCUCCCCCAAUACCUUCCGCCUCUCCCUCAAUAUGUUCCGCCUCAUCCCCAACAUUUUCCGCCUUCUGUUCCACCACAACCCGUGAUGGGAAUUCCCGUGGCGUCGCCGUGGCCUGCUCGUUGCGCCAAACCCGAAGAUAGCAACGUGGUACGGACAACGUUUAUUCUUCUCUGGCAGGGGUCAUGCACCUACUACUACGCCCAUCUUCCCCGCAUGCUGCGCCGUCCGCAGGUGAUCUCACAGGGGGAGGGCGGGGCGCUAGAGGUGCGCAUCCCCCCAAGGAAGUACUACCAGGACGGCACCUUCGCGUGGGUCCUCACCGCCUUCUUCGCGUUAUACACAGUGGCAGUUGCUAUGCUCCUGCCCUUCACUCUCUGCAUCCCUUUAAUAUUCGCCCUGUCUGCCGGCUUCGCCCAUGCAUGGAUGAGAGGCGCAACUCACACAGAGACCAUAAUCCUGUCACCCGAUUUCUUCACCGUCACCAUCACAUCCCUCGGCACGGACAAGCACAGGCAGGGCAGCACGCCAUGGGUGCGAGCCAUCAUGGUGCGCGACUUGGACUCCCCACAGCCGCUGCCACCCCCAACAGUGCAUAGCAUUGCUGCACAUGGUCCCUUCCCUCCUCCUCCUGCCCCUGCCAUGCACAGUCCAGAUGCUGCUGCCAGCCCAAGGGCGCUGGCAGGGUUUCAGCCAGAGCUGGUGUGUGCGAUUGUUGACGUGCAGCAGGAGUAUCAUUUUGGCAAUCUCCUGAAUAACGCAGAGAAGUACUGGGUGGUGGGCGAGCUGUCGUACCACUUGCAUACAAUGCGCAUGCACCCAGCGCAACUAAAUGUAUAG
Molecule: messenger RNA, 1011 nt
Organism: Closterium sp. Yama58-4
Lineage: Eukaryota; Viridiplantae; Streptophyta; Zygnematophyceae; Desmidiales; Closteriaceae
Source: the annotation of a GenBank genome assembly